AGCGCGCACCCUGUAUAAAGACUUCGCCACAGGGAUCGACCUGCUUUGCGUGCGCGCACCCGCUACGUCUUCGAGAAGCUCUCCUCCCCUGUUCCGCGCCAACAAUGGAGAACGGAAAGACCAUCGAGCCGUCCGGUCUGGCGCAGAUCAAGUUCGAUGGCGACAGCCCGUUCGAGCUGUUCCAGUCGUGGCGAAAGGACGCCAUCAACACGGACCUCGUGCUGCCCGACGCUCUCACGUUCGCCACCUGCAACGGGGACGGGAAGGUGACGGCUCGUACAGUCCGCCUCAGGAGAAUAGAGCCAGACGGCUUCGUCAUCAUGACAGACCGCCGCAGCCGCAAGGCGAGAGACCUGGCCGAAGUUCCGUCUGGGGCGAUGGUGUUCCUCUGGUGUUACGUGGACGACGAGGGCCGGACGAUCAACAGGCAGGUGCGUGUGGAAGGGGAGGUACUGGAGCUGCAGCCAGAGCAGUACCAAGAUCUGUAUGAUGCAGAGCCACUCUUCUGCAAGAUCCGGUCUCACAUCUGCCAGCAGGGAAAGCCUGUUGACUGGUAUGAGCACAAGCGCCAUCAUGAUGAGGUGUAUGACCGUGUACGUAAUGAGGGCCUCGAACUGCCCAUGCCGCCUCACUUUGUGGCCUACAAGCUUGUGGCGAACGUAAUGGAUUUUUAUUACGCUUAUGACGAACUGAUUGGUGACAGAUUAUUGUUCGUUCUUGACCCAGAUACAAAAAAAUGGAAGUACAAUCAUGUAUAUGCUUAAAUACAUUAAGAACUACAAACACUGCCAUUUGUUUAUGUAUUACCAUUUUAUAUCAGCGUUUUCAUAAAUUAAAUGAACUUUAUUGUGUAUCACACUUUUGUUAGCAGUUUUUCUUUGUAUGUCAUAUAUAAUUAUUUUUGAACAGAUGUAUUUGUUACACUAUCAAGUUCAUAUGUGUAAAAGAGAAUACUCUUGAAUGUGCUAUUGUGAUCUUUUGUAAAAAUAAAGGUGGAAAAAUGAUAGUGGUUACAGCAAUUAUCUUUCAAAGCUUCAAAGUUAUCACUUACUAUUGAUUUCUUUUGGGUUAUUCAGUGUGUGUCUAUGUUAACAUUCCUCAUUUUCUGUCAGGACUUAAUAUAUAUAUUUGUUAUACUUUGUUAAGUAUGAAAUUGUAUUCAUUUUUGUUUAUAUGUACAAGCCUACAAUUUAUGUUUGUUACAACAGUUAUUUUCCUCACAUUACUUAAUAAAAUCCAUCUUAUAUAUGUAUUA
Messenger RNA from Schistocerca gregaria, 1255 nucleotides. Its product is annotated as pyridoxine/pyridoxamine 5'-phosphate oxidase-like. Bases 105 to 764 code for a protein of 219 amino acids. NCBI's taxonomy places the organism in Eukaryota, Metazoa, Arthropoda, Insecta, Orthoptera, Acrididae. Gene Ontology annotation, molecular function: FMN binding; pyridoxamine phosphate oxidase activity. The record is from RefSeq and is a predicted model, not a curated record. The transcript has 6 exons. Gene Ontology annotation, biological process: pyridoxine biosynthetic process; pyridoxal 5'-phosphate biosynthetic process.